AUGGACUAAUGUAGAGAAUUACUCUCUAGGUAUACCUAGGAGUACGCCCUUGAUGAAUCAACUAAACUUAAAGCAGAAGAGCUCUAUCGAGAUUACAUGAACAAGACUUCUGCUUAGUAAAAUGUAGGUUAAUAGCUCCCCAUUUUCGAUUCCCACAAUGAGCCCAUUUCCCAAUCAUUAUUAUUAUAAUUUCUGAAUAAUGAGAACUAUCCACACUUAGUUAUGAGAAACGCCAUUCUGAUCGCCUCGAGAUGCUAAGAGUACAAAACUAUUGACAACAUUACUGUUAGAGGAACCGACUUGUCAAUAACACAGUUCCUUAGAGGUAGUCCAGAAAUAAGCAUUGAUGAUUUCAUUUACAUCAUGGGUCAUUUUUUGGAAAUAGUCAAGCUUGAUACCUUGGUUGUUAAUGAUUGCAAGAUAAUAAUUGAGAACUUUGACUAAGCCAUCACAGUGUUCAAUAAAUUUGAGGAACUUUGGGCCAAGAUCGGCAUCAAAGAUAAAUCUCUAGAAAAGGCAAGCGCUGAUAAAAUCAAGAAGAUAGCUUGGCUAAUAUUUAUAAUAGGCAAGGUCAGAAUUCUUUAAAGAAGAGGUGAUCUCGUAGAAUUCGCCUAUUUACUAGUAGCAGUACUCAUACUUAUCAUACAACACUUGCCUUAGGAUGUUUCAUGUGAUUUAGUCUCAAAUUUCAAAAGGGAUAAUGGUCACAUUGAGAAUCAAUAAGAGAUAUCAAUUGCCUUCCAAAAACAUCUCAUAAAUUACUUCAAGAGUACUAUCAACGCUCAUGAUGAAGACCCUAUAAUAGUUUCUAAAGAAUCAAUAUAAGAAAUGCUGACUAAAUUGAAACAAAGAGACAUUAUAAAAGGAAUCACAGCAGAAUCAAGUCACAAAGAACUAUAAAUAAUGAAUCUCGAUAUCUUAUGUCAAAUACCUUCUAAGUGCUUGCAUGGAAUCUUAAAUUCAGACAACUUGAUUGGAAACUUCAAAAAGCUGGAUCAAAUUUAUCAGUAAAAGUUAUAGCCUACUGAAUUAGACGAUAGACACUUUAUCAACACUGACACAAGGAAUCUCACUCCAUGCAAACUCUCCCCAUUUGCUAGACAUAGUGUUUUUAAUUAAAAACAAGUACCAACAACUCCUUAAAAGCAACUUAGUAACGAAAAUACUCUUGAGCCUCCUAAUAAAAGAGUCCUUCACUCUUCAAGGUUACUAAAUUAUGAUUAAAAUAACUCUAGUAAAAUGGAGAACGCAGCUUCUAUCUCACUAGAGUAGAAACUCAAUGAGAUUAAAUUCCCUUAAAGAGUGCCUAAUUCUCCCUACUCUAUCAAAUAAAUUACACCAGCUACUCCAAUCAGUAUGAUGAUGGAGUUGAAAAACUGGUUAAAGCAAAAUUUGGGGAGAGUUUGCAUGCUGCCAGAGCUCGGAGUUUCAAAAGUAGUUCAUGACUUUAUCUAACCAUCAAACUUAGAGUAGAAGUCUUAAGUGAUCCAAUAUGUCUCAAACGAAAUUGAUAAAUAUUUGAAGCAAGUAAUUGAGCUUUUAGCUGACAGAGAGGGUAAAAAAGAAGACUAAAUGGUGCUAGAUACUUUUUAUCACUAAUAUGGAAGUGAUACCAAGUAACUUACCUUCAGAAUACUAGAUGAGCUCCUUAUCAAGGAGUAUAGAAGUUCGUAAGCUCAAUAGAGAACAACAGAUUUCUCCCAUCUGCUAAUGAAGGACAUUUUCUUGAAAUCAGUCUUCGUUUGUGCCCUUGAAUCAGUCUUUUUUAUUUAUAUGGUGAAGAGAGUUCAAGUUCAUGAUAUCCUCCCUUUGAUUAACUUAAAGGCUUUCGAUCUUUGGAGACUGCUAAACAGCUUCUUGAAAUUCGAUCAAUAAAUGCCGAAAUCACUAAAUGAUCACUUCAGAGAUAUUGAGAUAAGAAUUGUUAGUGAAGCUGCUUGGGCUAAUGGAUCUCCAGUAGUUGAAAUAAUAAGGCAAGUGUUCUUAGAGUAAUAGAAAAGCAUGUAAAAUGCAAAUCAAUAAAAUAAAUCUGAGGAGGAAUAGAUGAGACUAAGAUAAGAGUAGAUCAUGCAAUCCUAUAACAUGUUUUUCAAGAGAGUAUUGCAUUUAGCAGCUUAAAGAAUCAUCGAUUUAGGGACUUAAUUGUAGCUAAGCGAUGAUGUGCUUGAGAAGGUUUGGAUUAUAAUGAAAUGCUAGCUAGGACAUGAACCUCAACUACUAGUCAAUAGACAUCUUGAUCAAUUUGUAAUGUGCACAAUUUACUGUGUUUGUAAGAUCUAACCAGAACUGCAAAUUUCAUUCAAUAAUAUCAUCAAUAAGUACGCUGAAAUCUAGAAAAGCUAAAGAAACUUUGCCAAUAUAUAUCUUCAAGUCUUAUCUUCCAAUGGAGAGAGAAAAGAUAUCAUCUCAUUUUACAACGAAGUAUAUAUCAAGAUAAUGAAGGAGUAUAUUACUUUCAUCAAGCCAAACUUUGCUCAGCAACAGUAGCAAGCUAAUAUCAUCUCAAAUCCUAACAUUCCAUUGGGAUCAAGAACACCCUAGAUUAGUAGGAAUUAAAUUUUAACUCCAUCUAUCAAUAAACCUUCUAUCAAAGUCCUUUGCCCUGAGUCCCCAUUAAAGUAGAGCUUACCUCCUCCAAUCAUGCAAUACAACACCAUCUUCUAAUAGAACCCUAGAUCUAAUCAUUAGACCCCUCUAAUACCUCAACGCUACAUGUAAUCUCCUCUUCAUCCACAUAUGACUCCAAGAACUGUUUAGCUUUACGCCUUCGGAGAGACUCCCACUGGCGAACUAGACAAAAUCUCUAGCUUGUUCAACAAAAGUAACCUUUAAGGUGCUUAAAAUCAAUAAAACUCCUUCUAAUAACCCCCUCCUAUUGGAAUGAACAACAACAACAGUAUGGCCUUCAAGAAUUCCUUGAUCCAUAAGAUAAAAAAUAAGAAAGGAGACGGAACAGGGACUAGUGGUAUGGCUGAACCACAGCUUAUGCCUACUAUCAAUAGAAACAAUCUGAAUAAGAUUGGGGCUGGACUUUUGAACGAGCCUAAAUUAAACAAGCCCUUGAUAAUGCCAACAAUCAAGCCAUAAUAAUAAUUAAAUCAGUCCUAAUAGUAAUAGAGGAAGAAUUCAGAUUCGUAGAUGAUUGAGCCCUAAAUCAUGAUGACUACUACAAUAAAGCAAGAGAAGGAUGACAAAAUUCAAGAUAAUGGUAUCCCCAGUACCACUAACUCAGCAAACAUCACCAUCAAUAAUACUUAGAGUCUAUAAAAAUGA
This is a messenger RNA of Stylonychia lemnae, 3273 nucleotides long. The record is from the annotation of a GenBank genome assembly. Lineage: Eukaryota; Ciliophora; Spirotrichea; Sporadotrichida; Oxytrichidae.